UUGGGCCCAGUCCCCUUCGCUGAUUCUGAUCCAACAUGGCGGACGCCAUGAGGUAGUUUUUGACAUUUCUCGCAUUAUUCUCAGUGUUUUCGCUCAAGAAAUAAUGCCAUCCUUCGGGCAGAUGGUUAUAGGUCCUCCUGGGUCAGGAAAGAGUACUUAUUGCGCCGGAAUGCUCGAAUUCUUGACUGGACUAGGGAGAAAAGUCGCAGUGAUUAAUCUAGACCCUGCGAACGAUCAACUUCCAUACAAAUGCGCCGUGGACAUUUCUUCGCUGAUUUCGCUCUCGGAUGUUAUGGAUAAUCUCAAGCUUGGUCCUAAUGGAGGUCUGAUAUUUUGCAUGGAAUAUUUGGAAAAGAAUCUAGACUGGCUAGAAAAUCAGCUGAAGGCUUUAGAAGGCCAUUACUUUGUGUUCGACUGCCCGGGACAGGUGGAACUCUACACGCACCAUGCGUCUGUGCGAAACAUCGUCAAACAACUCGAGAAGUGGGACUCGAGACUUGUUGCUGUUCAUCUUGUUGACUCACAUUACUGCAGUGACCCUGGAAAGUUCAUCUCUGUUCUACUGACGUCACUUUGCACAAUGAUCCAAGUUGAACUACCUCAUAUUAAUGUUCUGUCAAAAAUUGAUCUGAUUGAGAAUUACGGGAAGCUAGCAUUUGGUCUGGAUUACUACACUGAAGUGUUAGAUCUGCAGUUCUUGGUUGAGCACCUCAAUGACAGUCCAUUUGGUAGCAAAUAUAAGAAGCUAAACAAGGCACUGGGGAGCCUGGUGGAAGAUUAUGGAUUGGUGUCUUUCCUAACUCUUAAUGUUCAGGAUAGAGAGAGCAUGUUUGGGGUUGUAAAAGCAGUGGAUAAGGCAAAUGGAUAUGUGUUUGGUGCCAAAUAUCAGGAAACAAACUUCUCUGCUCUCCUGUCUUCGGCUGUUGGGGCAGACUUUGAGUUCUUCAAAACAGCAAGUGUCCAGGAGCAAUAUGUGGGUAGCAGUAGAGGUGAGGCCGAUUCCUAACAAGACCCGACAUUUAGGCAAGACAUGUAGCAAAAUUUACCAAAUUUAUAAGAUGAGCUACUGUAAGUCAAGGUUUUUUAUAAGAAAAUAGUUCAUAGUCAUCGCUGUAACGGUUAACAAGAGCUUGAAUCAGAGACUGUGGGAUCUGAGUUAACAGCUCUGUGGCGCUUGGUGAAUUUUGCGCAUGCUCUAUGUAUGUCCGCUGUUUAUGCGGGAACUUCACUUUGCUGUCAAGGUUCAUCCGUAUUAGUACUUCCUUGGUCUCUUCACGGAGAUUUUCAAAAGUGCCGAUAAAAUUGUACUUGACCACGCAAGGCUGGCAGAGGAGAUGUUGGGGCAUGAAGUGCUCAUCCAUUGUGAUAGGGUUCAUUGUUUGCAAAUACAGAAAAAACUCCACAAAGGUUGCAGUGUUAUUGCCAUGCACCAGCUGUUGCUUAGUGCGGAAAAGUGGUAAGAUGUCUUGAAAUUGGAACAACUGCCAGUAAGGAUCGCCUCCUUGGAUCUUGUCAUUGUAGGCAGAUACUAGCCGGUCAAGGGGGUCCCGUACGAACAUAAACUUAUAAUAGUAUUUUAGGCGGAACUGUAUCUGCUCGUCAGUGUAGUUGGCUAGACGUGAAACUCCUGAGUUGUGAGCCUGGUCGUGAGAUAUAGAAUCUGCAAAAAAUAACAGGCUUUUUAUAUGAAUUUCAAUCUUGAAAGAGAAAAGCCCAGAGCAUUUUUUUUUCAA
Nematostella vectensis (starlet sea anemone) is the source of this 1733-nucleotide messenger RNA. Its product is annotated as GPN-loop GTPase 2. Gene Ontology annotation, molecular function: GTPase activity. The record is from RefSeq and is a predicted model, not a curated record. Lineage: Eukaryota; Metazoa; Cnidaria; Anthozoa; Actiniaria; Edwardsiidae. Gene Ontology annotation, cellular component: cytoplasm. The transcript is spliced from 5 exons. The coding region runs from base 104 to 1006 and encodes 300 amino acids.